AGCCAUUCUGGCUCAAGACGGGAGCCCCCUCUCCCCUCCCCCCCAGUGGUCCGGCCGCGCCCCCUCCCGUCUCCCCCGGCCGCGCACCGCCCAUGGCGGACGGCGCCGGCGAAGGCGGCGCGGUCCAGGAGGAAGAGGACGACGGCAUCGACGAGGACGUCGUGGUCAUCAUCGACAACGGCUCUGGCGUCUGCAAGGCUGGUCUCUCCUGCGACAAGGACCCGCGGGCGAUCUUCGACGAGGUGGUCGGCAAGCCCAGGAAGACGUGCAGGUCUUCGCUCGAAAAGGAGUUCUACUACGGGGACCAGGUGAACGCCGUCCGCGACAAGCUCGCCCUCAGCUACCCGCUGGAAAAUGGCAUCAUCGAGAACUUCGAGCACAUGGAGCUGCUGUGGGAGUAUACCUUCUUCGAAGCGCUGAAGGUGAAUCCCUGCAAGCACCCGGUGCUCCUCACGGAGCCGCCCUACAACCCGAAGCCGAACCGCGAGAGGAUGGUCGAGAUCAUGUUCGACGUCUUCGCCGUGCCUGCCCUGAACAUCUCAAUACAGGGCGUGCUGGCGCUUCUAGGCACGGGGCGCACCACGGGGCUCGUUCUGGACAGCGGCGAGGGCGUGACUCACACGAUCCCCAUCUUCGACGGCUACGGCCUCCCCCACUGCAUCAACCGCCUGGAUCUGGCCGGGCGGGAGCUCAACACGCUGCUGGCGAAGCUGCUCGCGCAGGAGGGCACCACGCUGACGACAACCUCGCAGCAGCACCACGUCCGGCAGAUGAAGGAGCAGCACUGCUACGUGGCCCUGAAUCCCAGCGCCGAGAUCGCGCAGAGCGUGGAGUACAGGAUCCCGGGCGAGAAGCCCAUCACGCUGACCGACGAGAGGUGGAAGUGUCCAGAGGCGCUGUUCAGCCCGUCGCUGGUAGGCGUCGAGUCCGUGGGCGUGGGAGGGCUCGUGUGGGAGAGCAUCUCCAAGUGCGAGAUCGACCUCCGCAAGAAGCUGCUGGGGAACAUCGUCCUCUCCGGCGGCUCGACGCAGUUCCCGGGCUUCGCGGCCAGGUUAGCACAGGACCUACGCGGGUACGCCCCGAGUGGCUCCAAGGCUCACAUCAAGGUGGUGGGCGCCAAGGAGUGUGGCCUGGGCCAGGAUGACCAGUCCCAGCCGGAGCGGUGCCUCGCGGUGUGGGAGGGCGCGAAGGUGCAGGCGAACCUCCGGAGCUUGCAGGAGGACCAGUGGAUGACGAUCGAGGAUUACGACGAGUACGGCGCGUCCUACAUCCACGACAAGAUCGCUCUGAAGUACAACUGACACGGUGUGCUUGCAUCGUCGAGACUUAUCCGCGCCGGUUCGGCCCGCGUUUUUCCUUUGUUCUCUUGCCUCGUCAUC
This is a messenger RNA of Prorocentrum cordatum, 1379 nucleotides long. Lineage: Eukaryota; Dinophyceae; Prorocentrales; Prorocentraceae. The record is from the annotation of a GenBank genome assembly.